AUGUCUGCAGCGGGUCGCAAGUUCCUUACCACUAUCAACUGGCCGGUUAUCAACUCUGUGCUCUCAAAGCACACUGAGAUUACCGCGUCCCUCGGUGCCUUCCGCAAGGGCUACGAGGAGGCCGAGCGCCAGCUUUCGCAGCUCAAGGAGUCCGACCGCUCAGUCGACUUUGAAAGCUACCGCCGCAUCCUGAAGAACUCGGACAUUAUCGAUAAGCUGGAGAAGAUUGCCAACACCCAGAAGAUCGUCAAGGUCGACCUGGCUGACCAGCUGAAGACCAUCUCUGCGUUCGAGGCUAAGGCUGUCACUUCGGCCGAGCUCUACGUUAAGGAGACCGAGGCCAACCUGGCUGAUCUCAGCGAGACCGUCAAGAACAUUGACCAGGCUCGCCCCAUCACUCAGCUCACUGUUGACGAUGUUGUCAAGGCCAAGCCUGAGAUCGUCCAGCGCACCGAGGAUCUGGUCAAGCAGGGCAAGUUCACUGUCGAUGGCUACGACGAGAGGUUCCCCAGCCUUGCUCUUCUCUAA
Molecule: messenger RNA, 528 nt
Organism: Kickxella alabastrina
Lineage: Eukaryota; Fungi; Kickxellomycota; Kickxellomycetes; Kickxellales; Kickxellaceae
Exons: 1
Coding region: 1-528 (175 amino acids)
Biological process (GO): proton motive force-driven ATP synthesis
Molecular function (GO): proton transmembrane transporter activity
Source: RefSeq, a predicted model, not a curated record